This is a messenger RNA of Pieris napi, 1362 nucleotides long. Its product is annotated as cyclohexanol dehydrogenase-like. NCBI's taxonomy places the organism in Eukaryota, Metazoa, Arthropoda, Insecta, Lepidoptera, Pieridae. Gene Ontology annotation, molecular function: oxidoreductase activity. Bases 1 to 1053 code for a protein of 350 amino acids. The record is from RefSeq and is a predicted model, not a curated record. The transcript has 3 exons.
AUGGUUGUUAACGUACGCGCCCCAAUAAAUUUGACAUCAAUAGCUGCGCCACAUCUCGUCAAAACUAAAGCGUUAGAACUGGCUAAACAUGGAGUAAGAGUCAACACUAUAAGUCCUGGCCCAGUCAAAACAGAUCUUAUGGAUAAUGCUGGCAUCGGUCAUGUUAAGUUUGAUGAUAUGGCUAAAACCUUACCUUUGCAAAGAGUGUCUGAAGCGGGGGAAAUUGCUGAUCUAAUUGCAUUUUUGGCGAGUGAUAGGGCCGUAGUGUGCGUCUGCAUUGCGGUCAGUGUGCAGGUCAAUAUGAGUUUUAAAAAUAAAGUUGUGAUUGUGACCGGGGCCAGCUCGGGUAUUGGUGCUGCUACCGCAUUGAAAUUCUCAAAAGAAGGCGCUGCGGUGGUGAUGGUAGCUCGUGACGAGGCAAAACUCAAAGCUGUCAAGAAAAAAUGCGACGCCGAAGGUUGGCCUGCAUUUAUUAUCAAGGCUGACUUAUCUGAGGAGGAGGAGGUGGAAAGUGUUAUAGAAAAAACUGUAAACGAAUUUGGCAAAAUAGACAUCUUAAUAAACAAUGCAGGUAUACUACGAUGUGGAAGUAUAGUUGACGGAUCUAUCCUAGAAACAUACGACGAGGUUAUGAAUACAAAUAUUAGAGGUGUUGUAUUACUUACAACAUAUGCAAUGCCACAUCUAAUAAAAAGUUCAGGGAAUAUUGUAAAUAUUUCUACUAUAGGAGGCGAGAGAGUUAUAUGUUCUGAAUACAAUGCAUAUUGUGUUUCAAAGGCGGCCCUAACACAUUUUACACGUGCAGCUGCCAUGGAAUUACGUGAACAUGGGGUAAGAGUGAGCACAGUGAGCCCUGGAAUUGUGAGAACUGACUUAUUAAAAAACGCGGGUAUUAAUGAUGAUAAUGAUGAUAACUUUAUAUUCAAAACUGUUAUGAAUAAGUGGACUGAGCCAGAGGAAAUAGCUGAAUUAAUUCUUUUUGUGGCCAGUGAUAAGGCAAAAAGUAUAACUGGCUCAAACUUUGUUAGUGAUAAUGGGAAUUUGUUAAUUUAAGAGACAUUUGAGCAGUACAACGGGCUUAUAAGAUAUCAUCCUCUAUUUCGUUUUAAGUUGUUUGAAACGAGAGAGCAUGUAUGUUUACAGUACAUAGCCGUAUUAUGCUUACAUACUCAUAUUUAAAGUAUAUCAAUGAAUCGUAGCAUAAAGUGUAAUAUUUAUGAAUUACCUUUUUUCGUUUCAGUUUCUAUAUUUCGAUAUAUCGAUAUUACAAUUUAGUUACUAUUCCAGCCUGAAGGCAAACCAAAGAACUGAUCCUUACUAUAAGUGUUCCUGAAUAAUUUUGUAAAUAAAAAAACUAAAUAA